This is a messenger RNA of Caenorhabditis bovis, 978 nucleotides long. The record is from the annotation of a GenBank genome assembly. NCBI's taxonomy places the organism in Eukaryota, Metazoa, Nematoda, Chromadorea, Rhabditida, Rhabditidae.
AUGGAUGACGACGCUAUUAUCGUGGGAGAUGUAGAGACUCAACUAAAUGAGUUAAAAAUUCAUAAUGACAAAAUUGCGUUACUUCCAACAACGAGAACAGCUGAUAUGACAUCAAUUUUGAGCGUACCUGAAACUUGCCUUGAAAAAAUCUUCGCUUACGUCGCUGAUCCAAGAUUUAAUACUCGUGUGCCGUUCUACGAUUAUCUUCGCCAAAGAAUGAAGACCGUUGUUGCUCAUGGGCCGGAUAGGCACGGUCUCAAAGAAAUGGGACGAUUGGCGUUUGUGAGCGAGAAGUUUUCGCGCGUCGUUGACAGACUUAUGCAUUCAAAGAGAAAUGAUCUUCCAGAAGUCAACAUAGAUCUCCGUAUUAUGGGCUCCAAUGAUCGCGAGUAUGCUUGUACUGUUUAUAAAUAUGGAUUAACGGCAGCCAGUAGAAAUGCGUUUUACUAUUCAAAAUUUGCAGACAUUCCACAGUGUUUAUUCGGAUUUGAGCGUAUUGUAAAUUUGUACGUUAACAAUGUGGUUCUCACAGAUGAUCUAAUUGACGUAAUUCUCAAACUUCCAUAUGGAGAGAUUCAACGAGUGUAUUUUUAUGACCUUCGUGGGGAUAAAUUAAGUCGUAACACGAAGGUUAGAAAACUUCGUAAUCUUGCCAGGAAGGUUCCAUUGAUUGAUUUGAAAGGUUUACUUCCUCGUGGAAAAAGGGGUUUGAAUGGUCCUGAAUUCUUACGUGGGCCUGAUGUAAAUCGUGACAUUCACGCCUAUUCUCGCAGAAUUUCAUAUUUCGCCAAGAUUAGUGGUUCUCAUAAAGUAACCAAAGUGGGGAAAUAUCUAAAGAAAUUAAAAGCAAUUUUCCGCUAUGCUUGUUUCGAUCGUAUUGAAGUUCUCAAGUACAUGUUCCUCAUAAAAGAGAUCAUGAAUAGCAGUAGUGCAAUUGAGAAUAAUCAAUAUCGAUUGCGACGACUUGCUUUAAAUUAA